This is a messenger RNA of Colletotrichum higginsianum IMI 349063, 267 nucleotides long. RefSeq lists its product as uncharacterized. The record is from RefSeq and is a predicted model, not a curated record. NCBI's taxonomy places the organism in Eukaryota, Fungi, Ascomycota, Sordariomycetes, Glomerellales, Glomerellaceae. The transcript is spliced from 2 exons. The coding region runs from base 1 to 267 and encodes 88 amino acids.
AUGAUCUACGCCUUGGCUGUCAUCGAUCAAGACGUUAUCGAGCCUCUUCAGGUCGAAAAGCGAUCAAACAAGUUCUGCGGAGGUCAAACCGCUGCAAAGGCCUUUUCCGGUCUGCUCUUAACCUGCCGCAUGUUUCGUGAGGAACUUCAGGAUCGCCCUGACUUCUACCAGCUUCGCGAUAAAAAGAUGGACACCUCCCUGCGAACUCAAGUUCCUGCAAUCGACAGCAACAUUGCUCUCUCACUGCACAUCAUUCCAGUCACUUAG